Molecule: messenger RNA, 1160 nt
Organism: Bacillus rossius redtenbacheri
Lineage: Eukaryota; Metazoa; Arthropoda; Insecta; Phasmatodea; Bacillidae
Product: transcription factor sox-3-like
Exons: 2
Coding region: 11-709 (232 amino acids)
Biological process (GO): anatomical structure morphogenesis; regulation of DNA-templated transcription; cell differentiation
Molecular function (GO): RNA polymerase II cis-regulatory region sequence-specific DNA binding; DNA-binding transcription factor activity, RNA polymerase II-specific
Source: RefSeq, a predicted model, not a curated record
GGGGCGCCCCAUGGUACCGUCGUCGUCGUCGCCGCCGCCGUCGCACGUCCCGGCGAUGAGCGCCUCCGCGGGCAAAGGGGGCCCGCACCACCAGGAGCACAUCAAGCGGCCGAUGAACGCCUUCAUGGUGUGGUCGCGCGGCCAGCGGCGCAAGAUGGCGCAGGAGAACCCCAAGAUGCACAACUCGGAGAUCUCCAAGAGGCUGGGCGCCGAGUGGAAGCUGCUGACUGAGUCGGAGAAGCGGCCGUUCAUCGACGAGGCCAAGAGACUCAGGGCGCUGCACAUGAAGGAGCACCCCGACUACAAGUACCGACCGCGCCGGAAGCCCAAGUCGCUGCUCAAGAAGGAGCCCAAGUUCGGCUUCUCGCUGGGGCUGGAGCCGCUGCCUCGCUCCCUGCUGCCGCCGCCGCCGCCCCCGCAGCUGUUCGGAGACCCGCACGACCUCAAGUUCCCGCGCUCCUUGUUCCCGCCCCUGCCCUACCCGCUCUACCCGCUGCACGAGCUGGCCGGCAAGGCCGCCGCCGACCUGGCGCUGCACGCGCUCUACUCCUCCGCCCCCGGCCUCUACCCGGGCUGCUGGCCGGGCUGCUGCCCCCCGCCGCCGCCGCCGCCCCACCGGCCCGCCGGCUCGCCGCCCCCCGACCUCAAGCGGCCCGUCGCCUACCUGCUCGUCAAGCCGCCGCCCCCGGAGGAGCGGCACGUCAUCUGAAGGCCGCUGCCGGUUCUCCCGCGGGGGAACCCGGGCUGGUGGGGCGGGCCGCCCCCGGCCACCUCCACUACCGCCGCCGCCGCCGUCGCUACCUCAGACGACAGGCCUGGCUCGGACAGCGACCAGUGAGUGGUGGUCGCCGCCCCCGGAGGAGCGACACGUCAUCUGAAGGCCGCCCCCGGCCACCGCCGCCGCCGCCGCCGCUACCGCCGCCGCCACCUCGGACGACAGGAGACAUCUCGGAAGACUCUCUCUCCAGUGCGGCGUCAAAGACUGUGUCUGGUGAACUCCGGAGAGACUUUGGAAGCACCAGGCGAUGUCAGAUCUCGGAGUUACGUUCACACCGCGUAGUUGAAGUAGCCCCGCUGACUGUGUAGGUACGGGUGCUAGCAAGCAUUGUAACAUUUUUGUUGUAAAUGUGAACUGAAGAAAAAAAAAAUAAUCACGUGAA